This is a messenger RNA of Suillus plorans, 692 nucleotides long. Its product is annotated as glycosyl transferase. Lineage: Eukaryota; Fungi; Basidiomycota; Agaricomycetes; Boletales; Suillaceae. The coding region runs from base 101 to 616 and encodes 171 amino acids. The record is from RefSeq and is a predicted model, not a curated record. Gene Ontology annotation, biological process: dolichol-linked oligosaccharide biosynthetic process. Gene Ontology annotation, molecular function: hexosyltransferase activity. The transcript has 3 exons. Gene Ontology annotation, cellular component: extrinsic component of endoplasmic reticulum membrane; UDP-N-acetylglucosamine transferase complex.
CAACCGCGGCAUUCGCUAAUCACCAGUUGUAGAAGGAAACGGUUUCCUACCUGAGAGUCGGACCGCACCCCGAUCGAGGGCCUCCCUCGAGAACGAUCUCAUGCUCGUAUUCGUGACGGUAGGUUCAACUAGGUUCGAUGCUCUUGUAGAGGCCUCUAUAUCAGAACCUGUCCUUAGUACACUUCGCGACUCGGGUUACGACCGCCUCAUUAUUCAGCGCGGUAAUUCCGUCAUUGAAUCAUCGGAAGAGUUCAACGGAGAGAGUUGUACCAUACAACGACACGGUGUGGAUAUAGAGAUAUGGAGGUUCAAGCCUUUCAUUCAGGCUGAGUGUGAGCAAGCAGACCUCGUCAUCAGCCAUGCUGGAUCAGGAACGAUUCUGGAUGUCCUGAGGCUAGGAAAACCUCUUAUUGUCGUACCCAAUCCAACCCUGUUGGAUAACCACCAAGAGGAGUUAGCAUCCGCCCUUCAGAUCUUGGGUCACCUAAAGGCGACAUCCAUUCAAGACCUCGCAUCGACAAUUGCAUUAUUCGAACCUCGCGACCUAGUUCCGUUUCCUCCCUUCGACGGGACUAAAUUCUCUAAGUUAGUAGAUGAGGAAAUGGGCUUCAUCUAAUAUGUGUUGAGUUUGUGUUGAGGAAGCGAUUGAAGGUAGAUGCUGCACUCAGUACUUUCUCAAUAUUCAUGUCGUA